This is a messenger RNA of Pseudogymnoascus destructans, 309 nucleotides long. RefSeq lists its product as uncharacterized. Lineage: Eukaryota; Fungi; Ascomycota; Leotiomycetes; Thelebolales; Thelebolaceae. The transcript has a single exon. Bases 1 to 309 code for a protein of 102 amino acids. The record is from RefSeq and is a predicted model, not a curated record.
AUGGGUCGAAUUCCUUCUCAUUUCCUCGGCAAUCCCAACUUCACCGAAACCUACCGCUACUUCCUCGACUCGCUCGACCAGAGCGACUACGCCGCCUACAAUGACCAAGUGUUCUACAUAAUCCCUAAAAUCGUCAGCCUCGAGUCACGCAAGCGCCGCGGCCUAGUGGAUCCCGUUAGACUAUCUAGCAGCGCGUAUAUGCUCAAUGAGCUAGUCCAGCUAGGCGUCACCGACGCCAACCCCGCCGUCUCAAGGUAUGCCCGCCCGACAACCAGCUCCGCGUUGUCGGCGCCGACGCCGACGCUAUAG